This is a messenger RNA of Schizophyllum commune H4-8, 2020 nucleotides long. RefSeq names its product PTR2-domain-containing protein. Bases 37 to 1908 code for a protein of 623 amino acids. The record is from RefSeq and is a predicted model, not a curated record. Gene Ontology annotation, molecular function: dipeptide transmembrane transporter activity. Gene Ontology annotation, biological process: oligopeptide transport; transmembrane transport. Gene Ontology annotation, cellular component: membrane. The transcript is spliced from 9 exons. NCBI's taxonomy places the organism in Eukaryota, Fungi, Basidiomycota, Agaricomycetes, Agaricales, Schizophyllaceae.
CUUCCCCAGACCUCACCUCCGUCGCCGCACGCCGCGAUGUCUGCACCUGAAAAGGGCGAUUCGGGCUCCGCGCUCGACGAGAAGCACUCCGCCGACGCCGUCGUCGCACCGGGCGUCGGUGAGCACUACGAUCCGGAUGCCAUCGUCCCCGGAUCGGAGGGCGUCACCUACCAUGAAAUGGACACCCUCCGCCACGUCUCCGACAAGAUCAACAUCGCGUCGUUCUUGGUCAUCAUCGUCGAGUUCUCCGAGCGGUGGUCGUACUACGGCACGAUCAACGUCCUCAACAAUUACAUUCGUGCGCCCUUGCCCCCAGGCUCGACGGAUGGCUCCGUAUUGCCCGAGAACCGCGCAAAUGGCAUUGCAGGAGCUCUUGGAAAGGGCCAGCAGGUUUCCUUCUCCAUCCGCACGUUCAACAGCUUCUGGUUCUACAUCACCCCCUGGAUCGGCGGUAUCAUCGCAGACUGUUGGCUCGGUCGUUACUACACGAUCAUGCUCUUCGUCUUCGUCUACCUGGUUGGCCACAUCAUCCUCGUCGUUAGCGCAACGCCACAUGUGUUGGCGUCGCCUGAUACUUCAAUGGGCCUGCUAGUGCUCGCUAUCAUUAUCAUGGGUAUUGGAGGUGGUGCCAUCAAGGCCAAUGUCAGCCCAAUGAUCGCGGAGCAAUACACCGGCAAGAUGAGGAAAAAGACGUUGAAGUCGGGCGAGGUGGUCGUCGUAUCCCCCGCUGUGACGUACCAGCGCAUCUACAACUGGUUCUACGCAUCCAUUAACUGGGGCUCCGCCGGUGCUAUCUCGGCGUCCUUCCUCGCGCGCGACCAUGGGUUUUGGACAGCGUUCCUCGUGCCGACCUGCAUCCUUUGCCUCGUCCCCGUCGUUCUGGCUGCCGGCCGCAAGACCUACGUGGUUACCCCGCCCCGUGGCUCUAUCCUUCUGGAGACGCUGCGUGUGAUCAAGAUGUGCCUUGGCAAGAAGAUGUCCUGGAACCUUGCGCGCACAUUCCGUGACAUCCGUCAGCCAGGCUUCUGGGACCCCGCGAAGCCCAGCUCGUAUGAGCAAGGCAAGGUUCCCAGCAACAUCACCUGGGAUGACCAGUUCGUGGACGAGGUCGACCGUACGGUCAAGGCCUGCCAGGUGUUCUGCGCGCUGCCAUUCUUCUACCUCUGCUACUCGCAGAUCGACGGCAACUUGUCAACCGUGGCUGCUGGCAUGACGCUCAACGGUACCCCGAACGAUCUCAUUCAGAACUUGAACCCGAUUGUCAUCGUGACGAUGGUUCCGAUUCUGGAUCUGUUGUUCUACCCGACUUUGCGCCGCUUCAAGAUCAACUUCACGCCGAUCAAGCGUAUAACGACCGGUUUCAUGAUCGCCUCACUGGGCAUGUUGUACGCUGCCAUCCUCAUGAAGUUCAUCUAUGAGCGCUCGCCUUGCCACGACAACCUCCCAUCGGAGUGCACGGAUGCGGACGGCAACCCGAACCCUGCUCCGCUGAACGUUUGGAUCGUCUCCGGCCCCUACAUUCUCGUUGGUAUCUCCGAGCUCUUUGCUACCCUGGUUUCCAACGAAUACGCCUACACGAAGUCCCCGAAGCGCAUGAAGUCGACCGUCAUGGCCUUCUCCCUCUUCAUGUCCGCCGUCUCCGCUCUCCUCAACCUCGCGCUCACCGCGGUGAACGUCGAGAACAAGUUCACGUGGCUAUUCGGCUCCUUCGCCGUCAUCGCCUUCAUCGUCGGCAUCCUCUUCUUCAUCGGCUUCCGCAAGCUCGACCAGGAGGAGCAGCGCCUGAACGUUGUCGGUCUCGGCGAUCGCCAGGGCUUCGCAGGCGAGUCUGCCGACGUCACGACGGCGACGCACCACCAUGGCGAGGAGAAGCUGGGCGCGGGCGCGGUGAAGUUGACUGUGUUAUGAGCGGCAUGACGGGCAUGUGGAUUGGGAUUGGGUUUGUGUACUGUAUAUUCGUCUUGUUAUUUGCAGGAUCUAGGGCUGUAUAACCCGCAAUAGUAGUCAUCUCAUCAUCGCA